CGGAAUGAUGUGGCGUGCUGUAUUUGCGAUCGCCGUGAUUUUCACAGUCUUCAGUUUCCAUGUAGAGGGACGAUCCUUUCGCCGCAAAAGAGCGCCGCAGGAACCGAGGAUCAAUUUGGAUGAAUACCCCAGCUAUGAGGAUAUAAUGAAGUAUUUAAAGGAUUUAGCUUGGAUUCACAGAAAUCGGAUUCAUCUGAGAGAUGUGGGACGUACGUACGAGAACCGCAAGCUGCAAAUGGCGGUUAUUUCCAAUGGAGAUGGAAGACCGAAUAAGAGGGCUAUAUUCAUCGAUGCCGCCCUUCAUGCGCGGGAGUGGCUCUGCCCCAUCACAGCCCUAUAUGUUAUCCACCAGUUGAUUAUGGAGUACGAAGUCAACUCCCACCUUUUGGAUGAGUACGACUGGGUUUUGCUGCCCCUAGCCAACCCAGAUGGAUACGAGUAUUCCCGAAAUUUGGAAAACUUUUGGCGAACAAACAGAUCCCCCAACAACGAAUACUGUUAUGGUACAAAUCUCAACCGAAAUUUUAACAUCUCCUGGGGAGAGGGAUAUCCGGACUUGAAAGAUCCCUGCAGCGACCAUUUCGCCGGAAGUAAACCUUUUUCCGAAAUAGAGACGAGGACAGUGCGCGACAUUAUGCAUGAGCUGGUUCAGACUAAUCGUGGAUUAAUGUACCUCUCUUUGCACACGGCCAAUCAAUCGAUUUUUUAUCCGUGGGUUUAUGAUGGUCAUGCCACCAAUAAUAAGGCAGAGCAUAUAGAGAUUGCCAAAUAUGCCUCUGAUCGGAUAUAUUGGAGCACUGGUACUAAGAUAAAAACGAAGCAGGCUUUCUUUUACGGUGGAAUGAUGGGAGGAACCAGCCUGGACUACGCAUUUUAUGCGGGAUUCCCCCUGGCAUUUGUUUUCGAGAUGUCCGGAACGGACCAGAACGGAGUGGAGCACAAGUUCUUCCCGCCGAACUAUGCGAUUCGCGGCUUGGUUCAGGAGUCUUGGUUGGGAAUUCGUUCUCUGGCCGAAAAGGCUAUUGAGAAGUAUCCACCUUCGAGACCGUUACGUCCUAACCCAGAACCAAAACCAAAAUCUAUUUGGGAGAUGCUCUGUUUUUUUUGUGGAUAAUAUGUAAAUAAAGCG
Molecule: messenger RNA, 1129 nt
Organism: Drosophila bipectinata
Lineage: Eukaryota; Metazoa; Arthropoda; Insecta; Diptera; Drosophilidae
Product: carboxypeptidase B1
Biological process (GO): proteolysis
Molecular function (GO): metallocarboxypeptidase activity; zinc ion binding
Source: RefSeq, a predicted model, not a curated record